GGGCCUGAAGUUCAUGCUGGUGUUGCUGCAGAGCAUCUCCGACGGCGAGCGGGACGAGGAGCAUCCCAACCUCAUCCGGGUGAACGCGAUGAAGGCGUACGAGAUCGCGCUGAAGAAGUACCACGGCUGGAUGCUGCAGAAGCUCUUCAUGGGCUCAGUCUACGCUCUCCCAUACAAAUCAGAUUUGCUGAAGGCGUUAGAAAAGGGAAAAGAAGUCAAAGAGGAGGAAAGCAUCGAGAAAAUCCGUCAGUUCCUCUCCAGGGUCACCCCCAUCCUGGACGCCGUUUAUGAGAUGUACACGAAGAUGAACGCGGAGCUGAGCUACAAAGCCUGA
This is a messenger RNA of Eurypyga helias (sunbittern), 334 nucleotides long. It is a transcript of the gene GLTP, whose product is annotated as glycolipid transfer protein. The annotation marks the transcript as partial. The transcript has 2 exons. Gene Ontology annotation, molecular function: ceramide 1-phosphate transfer activity; ceramide 1-phosphate binding. Lineage: Eukaryota; Metazoa; Chordata; Aves; Eurypygiformes; Eurypygidae. Gene Ontology annotation, biological process: intermembrane lipid transfer; ceramide transport. Gene Ontology annotation, cellular component: cytoplasm; cytosol; membrane. The record is from RefSeq and is a predicted model, not a curated record.